Molecule: messenger RNA, 1437 nt
Organism: Eucalyptus grandis
Lineage: Eukaryota; Viridiplantae; Streptophyta; Magnoliopsida; Myrtales; Myrtaceae
Product: protein tesmin/TSO1-like CXC 7
Exons: 8
Coding region: 69-1355 (428 amino acids)
Molecular function (GO): DNA-binding transcription factor activity
Source: RefSeq, a predicted model, not a curated record
AUCAAGUUCGGUUUUUUUAUUUUUACCCUUCUCUGUUCUCAUGGCAAACUCGCUGGCUUCAUUUUUGCAUGGACGCUCCCAAGGAGGAACAUGACCGCGGCAGCGGCGGCGAUUCUGCUGCCCGUCCGCACCAGGAAUUAUCCGCUGUCCUUGGUUACUUCAGUAAUCUUUAUCCUCUUGAUACCAUAGAGUCUUGCGAACAAGCCGGUGAUCCUGACCAGCCGUUGGCUUCGUUACUGGCAGAACAGGCUAAGGAAGAGCAUCCUUCUGGUCGACAGAAUGCGGUUCAGAGAUUUGAUGUCCCUCCUGACGUGUUCCAAGAUUGGCAGCUGGGAAGAUUUUUUGACGACCAGGAAGCGCAUCCUCACUGCCAUGAUACUCGCCAGCAUCUCAACUUCGAUGAUGUAAUGCCCUGCCACUGUUCCACUCCUUGGAGCCACGUUUCCUGCGCAUGCCACAAUCAUGCUGGUUGUAGUUCGGGAAUGCCUCCUGCUAGCAUGCAGAACUGGGGCCAUUCGCUUUUGAGCAAUGGCGGACCGGAAGAAUCCAGUAGCUGGCAACAAUUCAGCGAUGCAAGCGAGAUGUCAUCCCAGUGCCUAAUUGAUAAGGAGAAGCUGAUUCAGAUGCCGGAGGACUUGGACAGUAGCUUUGUUUCCGGCAAUCCAACCUGGGAAUUCUCCGAUCCUGUUGCCGGUGGUCAAAAUGGAGAUGGAGUGACUAUCACUGCGAAAAAUUGGACCAGCGAAACCGCUUCCAAAGUACAAGAUCAAAAGAAGGCUCCAGAACCAAGCUCGGGCACUCCUGGAAGGAGGGAGAGGCGAGUACCCAAAAGACAUAUUUGUUUGAAGAAAGCAGAAAAUGCCACAGACAAUGGAAGCACGAAAAGAUGCAGUUGCAGGAGAUCCAAAUGCUUGCAACUAUAUUGCGAAUGCUUUGCAGCGGAACUUUUCUGUACCGACAGUUGUGCAUGUAGACUCUGCUACAACAACCUUGAAAUGGAGGACUCAGUUUUCAAGGCAAAGGACCGGAUUAAAUCUGGUGAUCCUCUUGCAUUCGGUCCGAAGGUAGUUCCGCAUCCCAACGAUUUGCCUCCGGAAAUAGCGGAAAGUGGUGGUCGUGGUAGUGGUGAGAGUGAGGACACCCCAUUAUUCGUGAGGCACAAACGCGGAUGUAAUUGCAAGAAGUCUCAGUGCCUGAAAAAUUACUGCGAGUGCUAUCAGGGCAAAGCUGGAUGUUUCCAUGAAUGCAACUGCCAAGAUUGCUCUAACCCUUUUGGCCCAAAAUCAGGUAAGCGGCACACUUGUGGCUGCUAUUCCGAUACAUCUUUGUAUAGAUUGUUAACAUUCUCGCCGUGAACACAAACCGGAAGCAAUAUUUCGCUCCUCCUGAUGCAAAUCAAGCAUCCUUUGAUCAAGCACAUUCUGAUUUUCUUCCCGG